GUUUCUAUCCUGUCUGUUCUGUAAGCUGUUUUUAAAGGAUAGGAAUGAAAAAAGCUGUUUUAGUAUGAAGGGGGGAGAAAAAGGCUGAGAAAGCAAGUUCAAUAAGUGAUGAUUUGGAUACAAACCCAGAGGCAUUCAUGGCGCUGGAUUAGCAGAAUGCUCCACUCCUGACUCAGGAGAUGCAGAAUAUAGACAAGGUACUGACAGUGACAAGCAGCCAUUCCGUCCGUAUCAGGUGAUUUACUGGCUUUUGACCAGAAUUCUAGUCCAUGGCAAGAAACUCAGCUGAUUAACCAUCUCGAUGCUUGGAAAACUGCUUCUCUGGGUGGAAUGAGAUGUCAUGGAGAAGUAACAUACUGCUGUCUGCUCUCUUAACUUAAUGGGAGAAGGAGUUAAGUGGAAACUUUUAAAGGGAAAUAGAUUUUUUUCCAGACUGAAGCUGAGAACUUGGCAAAAUAACCCACAAAAUGUCUCCUGACUCAAAAAAACUUUUCAACGUACUUAUUUUGGGAAUCUCAUUCAUGUUUAUAUUCACUGCUUUCCAAACAUGUGGAAAUAUUGCGCAAACAGUUAUUACAAAUUUAAACAGCACAGAUUUUCAUGGCAGCGGCUACACAAGUAUGUCCGUUAUUUAUGGAGUUUUCUCAGCAUCAAACCUUAUUUCACCUUCAGUGGUUGCACUAGUAGGACCUCAACUCUCCAUGUUUAUUAGUGGCAUAUUUUAUAGUUUAUACAUUGCAGUUUUUAUCCAACCUUCUACGUGGAGUUUCUAUACUGCUUCUGUUUUUAUUGGCAUUGCAGCUGCAGUGCUAUGGACGGCACAGGGAAAUUGCUUGACUGUAAAUUCUGAUGAAAACACCAUUGGAAGGAACAGCGGAGUAUUUUGGGCACUCUUGCAGUCCAGCUUGUUUUUUGGAAACCUGUAUAUAUACUUUGCUUGGCAAGGAAAAACUUACAUAUCAGAGAGCGAUCGCAGAACUGUCUUCAUUGCCCUGACUGUUAUCAGUCUUGUGGGCACAGUUCUGUUCUUUCUGAUUAGGAAACAAGAGGACACAAAAGCUCCAGGGGAGGAAGAUUCUGCUAAUGAAAUCCACGGGGGCAGCUCGUCUGCACGAAACAAGCUGAUGAGAGCAGUGGAUGCCUUCAAGAGAUCUAUAAAGCUGAGCUUCACGAAAGAGAUUCUGCUCCUCAGUGUUACAACAGCCUACACAGGGUUGGAGUUAACGUUCUUUUCUGGAGUGUAUGGAACAUGCAUCGGUGCUGUGAAUAGGUUUGGCAGAGAAGAGAAAAGCCUCAUUGGUCUCUCUGGGAUUUUUAUUGGUGUUGGGGAAAUUUUAGGUGGAGGAAUCUUUGGUUUACUGAGCAAGAAGAAUCGCUUUGGCAGGAACCCCAUUGUGAUGCUAGGCAUCGUUGUCCACUUCAUUGCCUUUUAUUUAAUUUUUGUCAACAUGCCAAGCAAUGCCCCUGUUGCUCCUAUGGAAGGAACAGAUGAUAUUGCUUAUAUGAUUCCAAGCAAAGAGGUGGCCAUAUUCUGCAGCUUUCUGUUGGGCCUGGGAGACAGCUGCUUCAAUACCCAGCUGCUCAGCAUUUUAGGAUUCCUGUAUUCUGAAGACAGUGCUCCUGCCUUUGCCAUCUUUAAGUUUGUUCAGUCCAUCUGUGCAGCCGUUGCAUUUUUCUACAGCAACUACUUCCUUCUGCAGUGGCAGCUCCUGAUCAUGGUGGUUGUUGGUUUCUUUGGGACAAUCACCUUCUUUGCAGUGGAGUGGAAGGCAGCAGCAUUGCUUGCCCGUGGCUCUGACUACAGCAGCAUUUGAUCUCAGUUUCCCACACCUAUAAGGAAGAGCACAGGCACGUUUAUUGACAAGUGAUGCAAGAAGGUGGAAGGAUCAAGCUGAAGAGAUUCCGACGGAGGAAGCUACUAAUAAAUCACCAGUCCUCAAACUGAACAUGAAAUACAGGAAGAGAAAAUGCUGAGACUGAAAGGCUUUUUCCUUGCUUUAAUCAGCUGAGUGUGGUGUGUGUCUUAAAAAUCCUGUGUUAGAAAUGGAAGGAAAUCGAGAUCAAUGUAUUGAACAGUUUUGUUCUGAGCCACAUCUGAAUGUGUAAUGGCCUAAUUUCACUGUCAUCCACUACAGAAUUAGUUUUUUCUUUCUCUCCCCAAAUUAUUUUACCUGUAUCCUAGUUCUGCAGACACUCAAAUUCUCCCACUGAAUGACCAAUGCUUUUGUGAUGUAUUGCAGAACGCAUCUGUAAAGCUGAGCAAUCAAUUCACAAGCAUUGAUGUUUUUUUUAACAAUUAGAUAUGCAGGAACAUUUCUGCAGGAAAUGUCACCUUAUUCUUUUACCUGGAAGUUCUCAAAUCCUUGUGUAGAACAGUUUGCUUUACUCAGGAGGUACCUUGCUGUACCUCCAGGACACAAAACCAGCCUUUCAUCCAGCGUCUCCCAGAGUAGAGCUGCAGUGGGGCAG
Molecule: messenger RNA, 2469 nt
Organism: Lagopus muta (rock ptarmigan)
Lineage: Eukaryota; Metazoa; Chordata; Aves; Galliformes; Phasianidae
Gene: MFSD11
Product: major facilitator superfamily domain containing 11
Exons: 16
Coding region: 468-1814 (448 amino acids)
Source: RefSeq, a predicted model, not a curated record